AUUGAUUGUUAAUUAGUUGAUUGUUUACUCUUUGACCUUAACCUUAACUCUUGGUUUAUUAAGUAAUCAUAACAUUUCCUUUAAUCACUUAAUUUCUCUUUCAUUUUACUUUAAAGUGACUUACUAAUUCUAAUCAAUUCAAACAUCAACUAAUAUCACGAUUCAAAUACCAAGUACAAUAUGUAACUUUCUACACAAAGUUUACUCUCGAAACGAUAUUUCAACUGUUUUCAUGAAUAUAUCAAUGACCUUGGAAUUUGAAAUUGACAAUUAUUUUCAAUAGUCCAAAGUUCGACAAUGACUUCUAUUCGACUUUCCGCUCACGAGACAUUAGAACAAAAAUAUCUAAAUAUCGUAAAAUGUAAAAAACGCCUUGUACAAUAUUAUCUCUCUCUUGAGUACUCAGAGAGAUAAUCUUACUUUCUUUCUUAAUCUUGCUCUCUCCCUCUUUUUCUCUCUCUAUUUCUCCUUCUAUAUUUAUAACUAUAACUGCAACAAACUUUGAGUGAGCCAGAGUGAGAGUGUUAGAUCGUAAAAGAGAUCGACAGUCAAUAAAACUACGGAAAUCAUUCAAAUCCUAGGCUCAGUUGCGAAAAGGUUUCAUCUUAAUUGUGCCCAUCGAAGGAGAUUCAACUUAUUCCAAUCAUUUUCUCGUUUUCCAAGUUCAUCGAUUCAAUAGUUUCGUUUACUAAUUGUGAUUAAAAUUCGUUAAUUGCUACACUGAAGAUAAAGUUGUCAUACUUUGAUUCCAAAAACCAUCAGAGACCAAAAUGGAAACAGUCAACAGAUCAACACGAUCGAUUAGUAAUCAAAGACAAUCAAUGACAAACGGUGGAUCGAGUGGUUAUCAUGCUUCAGCCAAACGAAGUCGAUCUACAACAAUUACUUAUCCAUCGGCGGUUCUUCGUGAGAAAUCAAUCAUCUGGGGAAUUCCAGUGGAAAGUUUCGAGUUUGCCCAACGAAUGGACAGUGAAGAUCCUUUGUCACAUUUUCGAAAAUCAUUUUGCUUCCCCAAGAAACGUGAUUUACCCUACGUUGAUCCUAAUCGGAUAGAUGAAAAUGCCGAAGCAAUUUACUUGUGUGGCCAAUCGUUAGGACUGAAACCAAAAGCUGCGGACAAAUAUUGUCGAGAGGUUCUUGACAAUUGGGGUCGUAAAGGAGUUCACUCUCAUUUCGACGGAUCUUUACCGGCGGCUUUGUGUGACAUUCCACCAAAAUUACCAAUGUCCAAAUUGGUUGGCGCUCUACCCGGAGAAGUGGCCAUCAUGAAUGGAUUAACUGUUAAUCUCCAUCUAAUGUUAUCAACAUUUUAUCGGCCAUCAGCUCAAAGAUACAAGAUUAUGAUUGAAGAACAUGCAUUUUCCUCUGACAUGUACGCAGUUAAAUCACACCUUACACUUCAUGGUUACCCGGUCGAGGAGAGUUUACUAUUAUUCAAGCCAAGAAUGGGAGAACAUCUACUCCGAGAAGAAGAUAUCGUUUCCAUGAUCAAGGAAUCAGGUAAUUCAGUGGCUCUCCUCCUGUUACCUGGAAUAAAUUAUUACACUGGACAAUUUAUGAACAUUAAGAAAUUGACUCAAUCCGCUCAUGAAAAGGGAAUCAUUGUCGGUGUUGAUGCUGCUCAUGCUGCUGGAAAUGUCUCAUUACAUUUCCAUGAUUGGAAUGUUGAUUUCGCUGUUUGGUGUACAUAUAAGUAUCUCAACUCAGGCCCAGGUUGUAUCGGAGCGAUUUUCAUUCACCAAAGGUUGACCGAAAAGGGAGGAACUUCCCAAUUCCCCAUGUUGAAGGGUUGGUGGGGAAAUAAUAUGAAGACUAAAUUCCUCAUGAAAGAUGAAUUUGAUGCUAGUGCUGGAGCCGAUAUGUUCAGAAUUAGUAACCCGCCACCUUUAUUGGCCGCAUCUUUGAUGUCAAGUCUUGAUAUUUUCAACCAAACUUCAAUGGAGGACAUUCAAAAGAAACAGUUUCUAAUUACAGGGUAUCUUGAAUACAUGUUGAAACAUUAUUUCCAAUCGUACUUUAAUUAUGACAAUAAUGGUGCGACUGAUGUUGAAGAGAUCCGAGCUUUACCAACCGUGAAAAUUAUCACACCCGCUGAUCCAAACCAAAGAGGAUCACAAUUAUCUAUUAUGUUCUCAGUUCCAUUAACUGCCAUCCAAGAAGAGCUUCAAAAAUUAGGAAUCGUGUGUGAUAUAAGAAUGCCUAAUGUCAUGAGAGUUUCACCCGCUCCAUUGUACAAUUCAUUUGCCGAUGUUUAUACUUUCAUCAAUACCCUGAAAAAGAUUUUCGAUGAAUUUGAGGCCAAAGGGGAAGACCAAAAGAACGAGCUUAAUUGUCAAUCGACCGACACUGAUUACUCUCCAAACAGAGGUUCCUCAAUUAGUAGUGUCUCUUCAUCUGACUCUGAGCCUGAAUCAAGUGAAACCAACACCAACUAAAUGAUCAACUGAUUAUCCCAAAUUCGAUGGUGAAAAAAAGGAUAAACACUACGUUGAGGAAGAAAAAACUGAAUCUAAUCCAUUAUUCGGAUCAAACAAUUGGCAAAAUUUUGUACUGUAAUUAUCUUAAUCUUUUCUUAAUUCUUUAAAUAUUAUAAUCUUAUACAUAAUAAUUGUACGUUAUAUAUAUUUCGUUAACUCAUAAAAGAUACAUUUGUUUACCUACUAAAUUAUGUAAACACGAUUAACGUGUAACCAAUUGAACGAGAAUCAAAGGUGAUUUGAAACAAUUUGUACACAUUAAUAAACGUUUUAUUAAUCCAUCAUUA
Messenger RNA from Panonychus citri (citrus red mite), 2764 nucleotides. RefSeq names its product kynureninase-like. Lineage: Eukaryota; Metazoa; Arthropoda; Arachnida; Trombidiformes; Tetranychidae. The record is from RefSeq and is a predicted model, not a curated record. Bases 771 to 2435 code for a protein of 554 amino acids. Gene Ontology annotation, biological process: NAD+ biosynthetic process. The transcript is spliced from 9 exons. Gene Ontology annotation, cellular component: cytoplasm. Gene Ontology annotation, molecular function: pyridoxal phosphate binding; kynureninase activity.